AUGGAAAAGAAUGCUUUAAAAGACUUUAAAAUACCAAACCCAGCGUAUUGCGCGGAUAUGUUUAAACAGGCCUUCGACCAACAUCUUAUAAUGCCCUGGUGGUUUUAUUAUUGCGAGGACUUGAGAGCGAAGACAGAAAGGAAUCAGAAUACGCACCGACCGUGGCCUUUACCACUGGCAUUAAGAUGCAAUUUGCAUCUACAAGAUUGGUCAAAAUAUUUGACAUACGAUGAAAUAUACAAUAGCACAAACUAUGCGCAAAUACCUGAGACACCUUACAGCAUACAGCCAUCACAUAGUCAUAGUAACAAUAGAUAUAAUGAUAGAGAUCAAACCAAAGUUAAUAUACAUAGUUUAAAAGCUAACGACAACUCUAGAAACAAUCAAUUACUAGUAGGAUUUUCACACGACCCUUACAGAUACUCAGUACCAGAGGGUGAUUACAUUAAAGGUGUUAGGAAUAUAGACCCUAAGGUGUAUACAAAUAAAAAUGAAAAUCGCGGCAAACGGGGAGUACUCCACUUGUACAAUAUGAUAUUCUGCGCAACAGGCUGCGAGCCGCUUGCCUACAAGGGCUACGGUUGCUAUUGCGGCUUCCUGGGCUCAGGUCGACCUACUGAUGGGAUUGAUAAUUGCUGUCGACUCCAUGACGAGUGUUACGAGAAUAUCUACUGUCCAUUCUACACUGUAUACUUCCAGCCUUACUAUUGGAAGUGUUAUCACAAUCAACCGCUCUGUGCACUAGAGAAUUACCAGACACGGCAUAAUAUUAUUAACGGCUGUGCUGGGAGACUCUGUGAAUGUGACAGGAAGUUUGCGAUGUGUGUCAAAAGAUACUCUUGUCCUCGAGGGCGGGCACUUUGUCACUCUUCUCCACUACGAUUAUUACAAAAUUUACUCAUGUUUCGAUAGGGCCAUAUUAAAUAGUUAUUAUUACCACUCAUCAUCAUCAGCUCACUAUACGUCCCCACCAAGGGGCUCGGUGCCUACCCUUAGUUAAGCUUAAUACCACUAAUUUGUAAUAAAUAGAAUUAAUUUUUAGUGUUAUAUUGUAAAUACAAAUGUCUAACAUAUUUUUAGUGUAAAUAAAAGUGAUUGCUAAUUUUU
Molecule: messenger RNA, 1107 nt
Organism: Papilio xuthus (Asian swallowtail)
Lineage: Eukaryota; Metazoa; Arthropoda; Insecta; Lepidoptera; Papilionidae
Exons: 5
Coding region: 1-912 (303 amino acids)
Biological process (GO): arachidonate secretion; phospholipid metabolic process; lipid catabolic process
Molecular function (GO): calcium ion binding; A2-type glycerophospholipase activity
Source: RefSeq, a predicted model, not a curated record